Molecule: messenger RNA, 1925 nt
Organism: Somion occarium
Lineage: Eukaryota; Fungi; Basidiomycota; Agaricomycetes; Polyporales; Cerrenaceae
Source: the annotation of a GenBank genome assembly
GCAGUCUCUUCCUUCGUGACCAACCCCGACGUUCUCUUGACACUCUCUUCGACUUCAUAAACAUAGCACAAACGUAAUGGCAGAUCCUACAAAAGCAGAGACUGAACAAGUCUUCAAAGUAUUGAAAUCGCAGAAAGCAAACAAGAUGUGUUUCGAUUGUCAUGCUCGUAAUCCGACAUGGUCGAGUGUUACUUUCGGUCUUUACAUUUGCUUGGAUUGCUCCAGCGUGCAUCGGAAUAUGGGCGUACAUAUCAGUUUUGUUCGAUCCACCAAUCUCGACAGUUGGCAGCUGAACCAGCUAAGAACUAUGAAGGUCGGAGGGAACGCAUCUGCCACUGAAUUCUUCACCAAGCACGGUGGGGCCACACUACUUAGCGACUCUGACACGAAGAAGAAAUAUACCAGUCGUAUAGCCGAACUAUACAAGGAAGAGCUUGCUCGAAGAGUGAAGGAAGAUGCAGCAAAGUAUCCUACACGUAUAUUCGUUGAGGGCGCUUCUGAAGUUACGUCCGCACCUGCAACCACGAACGGAGAGGAUGAUUUCUUCUCUUCUUGGGACAAACCGUCUCCUAAACCUGCGUCCUCCCCCGCGUCUACCCCCACUACACCUCCUGUCAUUGGUCGCUCGGCAUCCGUGGCCGCUGCUCCACGAACGAUCAGUUCAUCGUCCCUUCGAUCGGCAUCCUCAGUUGGAUCUGCAUCUCGUCCUGCGUCCAAGCUUGGUGCUUCAAGGUUGAAUUCGUCCAGUACCAGCACCGCUACAGGCGCCACGUCAACAUCAACCUCCAGUGCUCCAAAGAAGUCAAAACUUGGUGGACUCGGAGCGAAGAAAGCUGCUGCACCUAUAGAUUUUGCUGAGGCAGAACGGAAAGCUGCUGAGGAAGCUGAGCGAAUCAAGCAACUUGGAUAUGAUCGCGAGAAGGAGAAGGUUGAAGAAGAGGAGCGUCUGAGGAAGGAGGCGGAAAGUUUGAAGUCAGCUCCUGCCUUGAAGAGUCCUGCUCUUGCGAAAUCUCCUACGAGUCCUGCGAUCGCAACGCCGAAAGGUAGCGCGCAAGAUAUGGAGCGGCUUGGAAUGGGCUUCAAGAGACUUGGUUUUGGUGGCGUUCCUGCCGCUGCGGCUUCCACAUCCAGCUCGUCUCCUGCAGAGGAUGCACCUACUUUCGCUCGCGAGAAGUUCGGCAACCAAAGAGCCAUAUCGUCUGAUAUGUACUUUGGCCGAAACUCAUAUGACCCUGUAGCAGUUACCGAGGCGCAGACUCGUCUUCAAUCGUUCCAAGGUGCACAGUCUAUCUCAUCCAAUCAAUAUUUCGGACGUGAUGAGGAGGAGGAACUUGGUGGCGGAAUGGGCGGAGGGCACGAUGGCGGCGUCUUGGGUGAUGGAACACUUGGAGGAUUGGAGAUGGCUGCAAAGGACGCUAUUUCGCGUGUGCUUGCGAAUCCAGAUGUGCAAAACGUGGGUGAGAGCAUUCGUACGGGUGCCCUGAAGCUUUCGGAUUACUUGGCUCAGAUGUCCGAACGAUGAUGUCCUCCCUCCUUCGUAUUUAUUUGUAUUCAGGAUACAGCGGAAUUAUCAGGUGAUUUUCAUUUUUAAGUUAUGACGACUGAAUGGAUUGGCCUUGGGGAAACUAAGCAACCUGUGGAGAAGCAAAUCAAACUCUCUUGUGGAAUUGCUGACUUCUCUAUGUCGCAUGGCGUUCACAUGCUCUCACAACAAACUUCAAGAAGACGGUCAACGCCUGAAGUAAACCAUGAGGAAGUGGUUCGGACAGUAAGACUUGCACUCUAUCUUUGUAUUGACCUCGGGUUCAUAUAGGAUGCCUCGCUGAAUGUUCGUGCAAGUCGUUCAGCUCCUCUUAUCACAGAAAUAAACCCAGACACUCUUCAAUCCAACAUCGCCCCUCCCAGCUCGUUUCGCCAUCGAUUGU